GUCACGUGGUCAACCCGGAAGUUUGGUCUGUGUGCUACAAAUGUAAACACGUUCCUGUCUAAAAAGUUACACUUUAGCUAACUCGGAAGUGUAGCUUUUUUUUUUUUUUUUUUUUAAACCCACAUAUUUGUUUCGGCCGCGUGUGCUUUCCUCUGUGCGAGCAGUCAUGGCCGAAGAUGUGUGCUGCUUGAAGACGCAGCUCAAGGAGAAAGAGAAAGAGAUUGCUGCUCUGAAGAGUAAACUGGCACAACUGGAAAAGUUCAUUUGUGAUGGAGAAUGCUGUAACUCUGUUUGGCUCUGAAGGUCAAGAUAUAUUUUGUGGACUGCAAACCUUCACCUGACUUUCCAUUGACAUGUGGAGCCAUGCCUCGGUGCUGCAGCUGCAUGACAAAGUGACACCCCUAACCCCCAUGAAAGCCAAAGCAGCCCUCAGCAAUGAGGACAUCAUGCGGUACAGCAGGCAGCUCCUCCUGCCUGAGCUGGGUGUACAAGGUCAGCUAAACUUAUCCAAGACAUCGGUGCUGAUUGUGGGCUGUGGAGGACUGGGCUGCCCACUGGCACAGUAUCUGGCAGCAGCAGGCAUUGGGCGCCUGGGCCUGCUGGACUACGACGAUGUGGAGCUCAGUAACCUGCACAGACAGGUGCUUCAUGGGGAGGAGAACCGGGGCCAAGCCAAGGCUCUGUCUGCUGCCAAUGCAGUUAAAAGGUUGAACUCAACAGUUGAGUGUAUUCCCUACCACCUGCAGCUCUCGCCGGAGAACGCCUUGCAACUCAUUCAACAGUAUGACAUUGUGGCUGAUUGUUCAGACAAUGUCCCCACUCGCUAUCUGGUGAAUGACGCCUGUGUGCUCAGUGGCAAGCCUCUGGUGUCAGCGAGCGCUCUGAGAAUGGAGGGGCAGUUGACUGUAUAUAACUACCGUGGAGGCCCCUGCUACAGAUGUCUGUACCCUGUGCCCCCACCCCAAGAGACAGUGACCAACUGUUCUGAUGGAGGGGUGUUGGGAGUCGUUCCAGGGAUAAUGGGCUGCUUCCAAGCUUUGGAAGUCCUCAAGAUCGCCUCUGGACAAGGCUCUUCCUGCGGCCAGCAGCUGGUGAUGUUUGAUGCCCAAGACACCAGAUUCAGGUCCAUCAAGUUGAGGCCCAAGCAGGCUGGUUGUGCAGUGUGCGGAGAAAACCCCAGUGUGACCCAGCUGGUGGACUAUGAGGCUUUCUGUGGGGCUGCCGCCACGGAUAAGUGCCGCAAACUCAACCUCCUUUCCAGAGAUCAGAGGAUCACAGUACAGGAUUAUAAAUCGAUCAUCGACAAUGCAGAGCCCCAUCUCUUGUUGGACGUGCGCCCUCUUGUGGAAGUGGAUAUAUGCUGCUUACCUUUCUCUCUCAACAUUCCCCUCUCAAGUUUAGAGGAGAGGAAGAGUGAACAGAUCCAGUUACUUCAGGAGAGGGUCAGCCAAUUGAAACAGCAGAUGGCAGGUGACUGCCGGCCUCCAGUGUACGUGAUCUGUAAGCUGGGUAAUGACUCACAGAGGGCGGUGCAGGUGAUGGAGAAGAUGAGUGGAUCAGAAGUGGACAGCAUCACACUGAAAGACAUCUGUGGAGGUCUGAUGGCCUGGGCAGAAAAAAUAGACCCCACGUUUCCACAGUAUUAAUGCAUUUUUUUAAAAAAAAUAUCUUCCUGUUAAUAAACUACAUUCUGUUUGACA
Molecule: messenger RNA, 1700 nt
Organism: Acanthopagrus latus (yellowfin seabream)
Lineage: Eukaryota; Metazoa; Chordata; Actinopteri; Spariformes; Sparidae
Gene: mocs3
Product: molybdenum cofactor synthesis 3
Exons: 14
Coding region: 354-1646 (430 amino acids)
Biological process (GO): tRNA wobble position uridine thiolation; protein urmylation
Cellular component (GO): cytoplasm; cytosol
Molecular function (GO): URM1 activating enzyme activity; adenylyltransferase activity; thiosulfate-cyanide sulfurtransferase activity
Source: RefSeq, a predicted model, not a curated record